This is a messenger RNA of Vitis riparia (riverbank grape), 2797 nucleotides long. RefSeq names its product exocyst complex component SEC6. Lineage: Eukaryota; Viridiplantae; Streptophyta; Magnoliopsida; Vitales; Vitaceae. The transcript is spliced from 26 exons. Bases 196 to 2466 code for a protein of 756 amino acids. Gene Ontology annotation, cellular component: exocyst. Gene Ontology annotation, biological process: exocyst localization; exocytosis. The record is from RefSeq and is a predicted model, not a curated record. Gene Ontology annotation, molecular function: SNARE binding.
UUUUGCUCACGUGCCACUCCAAAUCGGACACUUCCUCACGUUAGAAUCCUCUCAGGACCCAUGACUCUUCCUUGAUCUAUCAUUUUCUCUUUCUAAAACUCUCUCUCCUCCACCGAUUUCGGUUGAUCAUCGCAGUUGAAUUUCCAAACUGGUGCUGAAUCAAUUUAUUACAUGCUCAUACAUCAAGCUUAGACAAUGAUUGUAGAGGAUCUUGGAAUUGAAGCCAAGGAAGCGGCAGUUCGUGAGGUUGCCAAACUUUUGCCACUACCUGAACUUCUGCAGUCAAUUUCAUCAAUUAAGGCUGAUUACAUUACACGCCAACAGGCAAAUGAUGCACAACUUAGUACGAUGGUUGCAGAGCAGGUUGAACAGGCACAGGCUGGGUUGGAAUCAAUUUCCUCAUCUCAAAAGACAAUAAACCAGCUUCGUGAGAACUUUCUCUCUAUUGAGAGGCUAUGUCAAGAGUGCCAAAACUUAAUUGAAAAUCAUGACCAAAUAAAGCUCCUUAGCAAUGUGAGGAAUAACUUAAAUACCACACUGAAGGACGUGGAAGGCAUGAUGUCAAUUUCUGUUGAAGCAUCCGAGGCUCGGGAUUCUUUGAGUGAUGAUAAAGAACUCAUCAACACGUAUGAGAGGUUGACAGCUCUGGAUGGAAAACGGAGGUUUGCUUUAGCAGCUGCAGCAUCUCACAAGGAAGAAGUUGGCAGACUGAGGGAAUAUUUUGAAGAUGUAGAUCGAACCUGGGAGACAUUUGAGAAGACGUUAUGGGGUCAUAUUUCGAACUUCUAUAAACUUUCUAAAGAAAGUCCACAAACUCUGGUUCGUGCUUUGAGGGUUGUUGAAAUGCAAGAAAUCCUUGAUCAACAACUUGCUGAGGAAGCAGCCGAGGCUGAGGGAGGAGGGACCAUGGCAUCAAUUGCAAAUCCUCGUAGAACUGCAAAAAAAUCUACAACUGCAACAGCUUCUUCGAGGAACUUGACACAACAGAAGUUGAAGAUCCAAGGGAAAGACUAUAAGGAUAAGUGUUAUGAGCAAAUAAGGAAGACAGUUGAGCAAAGGUUUAAUAAGCUUUUGACAGAGCUUGUUUUUGAGGAUCUAAAAGCUGCUUUGGAGGAAGCUAGAAUGAUUGGAGAAGAGCUUGGAGAUAUUUAUGACUAUGUGGCUCCUUGUUUUCCCCCAAGAUAUGAAAUAUUCCAACUGAUGGUAAAUCUUUAUACUGAGAGGUUCAUUCAGAUGCUCAGGCUGCUCAGUGACCGAGCAAAUCAACUGACAAAUAUAGAGAUUUUGAAGGUAACUGGUUGGGUUGUUGAAUACCAAGAUAAUCUAAUUGGGCUUGGUGUUGAUGAUUCUUUAGCUCAAGUUUGUUCUGAGAGUGGUGCUAUGGAUCCUCUCAUGAAUUCAUAUGUUGAAAGAAUGCAAGCCACAACAAAGAAAUGGUAUUUAAAUAUCCUGGAGGCUGAUAAAGUACAACCGCCAAAGAAAACAGAAGAUGGAAAGCUAUAUACACCAGCUGCUGUUGACUUAUUUAGGAUCCUAGGAGAGCAGGUGCAAAUUGUUCGGGAGAAUAGCACUGAUGUCAUGCUAUACAGAAUUGCUUUGGCUGUCAUUCAGGUAAUGAUUGAUUUUCAAGCAGCUGAAAAGCGAAGACUUGAAGAACCUGCUUCUGAAAUUGGUCUGGAAUCUUUAUGUGCAAUGAUUAACAACAAUCUACGCUGCUAUGAUCUAGCAUUGGAGCUGAGUAGCAGCACCUUGGAAGCUCUUCCACAGAAUUAUGCUGAGCAGGUUAAUUUUGAAGACACUUGCAAAGGUUUCCUGGAGGUUGCAAAGGAAGCUGUGCAUCAAACUGUGAGUGUUAUAUUUGAAGACCCAGGAGUUCAAGAGUUACUUGUCAAGCUUUACCAGAAAGAGUGGUGUGAAGGACAGGUUACAGAGUACUUGGUUGCAACAUUUGGUGAUUAUUUUAUGGAUGUGAAGAUGUACAUUGAAGAAAGAUCAUUUAGGAGAUUUGUUGAAGCUUGCCUGGAAGAAACUGUGGUUGUUUAUGUUGAUCACCUCCUGACACAGAGAAACUAUAUAAAGGAAGAAACCAUUGAACGGAUGAGGCUAGAUGAAGAGGUUAUCUUGGAUUUCUUUAGGGAGUACAUAAGUGUCUCCAAAGUUGAAAACAGAGUCAGGAUACUGAGUGACUUGAGAGAGCUUGCUUCUGCAGAGAGCCUGGAUACUUUCACACUCAUCUACACAAACAUUCUUGAACAUCAACCCGAUUGUCCAUCUGAGGUGGUUGAGAAACUAGUUGGACUGCGAGAAGGCAUACCACGGAAGGAUGCAAAGGAGGUUGUCCAAGAGUGCAAAGAAAUCUACGAAAAUUCCCUUGUUGGCGGUAACCCCCCAAAGGCAGGUUUUGUUUUCCCAAAGGUGAAGUGCCUUACAGCUUCCAAAGGAUCGUUAUGGCGGAAGCUGACUUGAGAGCUCCCUCCCUAGUAUCAAUGCUUUCAUUUUGAUCAUAGACAACAAAGUAGUGCAUUACACAAGCCUGUAGCCACCCCUGAUGGAAAAGUUGCAGUUGUAUUUCUUUUUGCAAACCAAGAGUAUACUUUUCUUCAGUGUUUUACGACUCUCUACAUUGUUGAUUUUGCAUUCCAUUCAUUGUAGAUAUUGAAUUUCAGUGUUGUUCAAACUGGGUUUGUUCUAUUUGGUGUCUCUUGUAUUUGAACUGCUGAUUCCUUGGAAGCCAUGUUGGAAUUGAGUGUUACUUUCUUGCAAAAUCUAAUGGAUGUAUUAGUCCUCUUAUGGAUUA